Messenger RNA from Notodromas monacha, 983 nucleotides. The record is from the annotation of a GenBank genome assembly. NCBI's taxonomy places the organism in Eukaryota, Metazoa, Arthropoda, Ostracoda, Podocopida, Cyprididae.
AUGCUGAUGCGCUUGGGUCACGCCCCGUGGAUGCAACCCCACAACAGAUUUGUGCACAGAUCACUUUCAAUGAAAGGUGAACAUCCCUGGCAAGUGUCGAUCCAGUCUUGCCGCUUCAAGGACUGUCCAGGAGACACAGUUGGGAAACAUUUCUGUGGUGGGACCCUCAUUGGACCCAGAUGGGUUCUCACGGCUGCUCAUUGCGCCUUGGCUGUGCUGAAUUUGAGCAGUGAUAGAGUGCAGAUCGUUUUUGGCACGUCCCAUAUCGACAAACUGGCGCAUCCAGCUGCGCGGACAAAGGAGAAUGAUAUUGCACUGCUGAAGUUGAAAGGAAGAGUGCAGUUUUCCAAAAAUGGCCCUCCUUCUGGACUGUACCCUGGGAUUCCAGGGCCAGAAUUGUGUGACAUUCAAGGGGAUCAUGUUGACCAAUGUGUGGUGACGGGCUAUGGACGAAUAUCUGAAGGGGGAAGAUCCUCCCCCAAGCUGAAAGCUGCAACAAUCCUUUUUGUGCCUACUGAGAAGUGCCAGAAGCAGAUUCCUCAGAAGGUCAUUCAAAAAACAAUGAUGUGUGCUGGAGCAGAAGGAAGAGAUGCCUGUCAAGGUGAUUCCGGUGGCCCUCUGGUGUGCAAACUGAAAGGCACCCCAGACAACAAGUUCUAUUUGAUGGGAGUGACCAGUUGGGGCAUUGGAUGCGCAACGCCUCACACACCCGGAGUUUACUCAGAAGUCGCCUGCUACAUGGACUGGAUUAAAAAUGUUACAAAGCAUGUGUGAACGUAUUUAUCCAUCGUCAAUUUUCAAAACUUCCACCACCUCUCACAGCUCCGACGACAGCAUACAUGGCUUAUUUGGACAUAUUUUCUGACCGGUUCAAAUUUCUUCCGAUUCCAUGCACAACGAAGUGCAAAGAAUGAUGGGCAUCAUCCAAGUUCAAAAAUUGUGAAUCCGACGUGGAAAAUGAAACAGGUUUUCUGUCCUUGAAA